Molecule: messenger RNA, 5104 nt
Organism: Heterocephalus glaber (naked mole-rat)
Lineage: Eukaryota; Metazoa; Chordata; Mammalia; Rodentia; Bathyergidae
Gene: Nptxr
Product: neuronal pentraxin receptor
Source: RefSeq, a predicted model, not a curated record
CAGAGCGGCGGCAGCAGCGGCCGCGGAGACAGCUCCGGCUCGCCUCCCGUUCCGGGUCCCAAGCUCCCGGGCCCCGAGCCCCGACCCCGCCGCCGCGCCAGCCGGGGCCUCGAGCGCCCCGCCUCCCGCCUCACGCUGAAGUUCCUGGCCGUGCUGCUGGCCGCGGGCAUGCUGGCGUUCCUCGGUGCCGUCAUCUGCAUCAUCGCCAGCGUGCCCCUGGCGGCCAGCCCGGCACGGGCGCUGCCCGGCGGCGGCGACAACGUCUCUGCCGCCUCGGGCGCCGCCGCGUCCCCGGGCCCGCAGCGCAGCCUGAGCGCGCUGCACGGCUUGGGCGGCUCGUCCGGGCCCUCCGCGCUGCCCGGAGCGCCAGCCUCCAGCGCGUACCCGCUGCCCCCCGGGCCGCUCUUCAGCCGCUUCCUGUGCACGCCUCUGGCGGCCGCCUGCCCGUCGGGGACCGAGCAGGGCGACGCGGCGGCGGCGGGCGAGCGCGAGGAGCUACUGCUGCUGCAGAGCACGGCAGAGCAGCUGCGCCAGACGGCGCUGCAGCAGGAGGCGCGCAUCCGCGCCGACCAGGACACCAUCCGCGAGCUCACGGGCAAGCUGGGCCGCUGCGAGAGCGGCCUCCCGCGCGGCCUCCAGGACGCCGGGCCCCGCCGCGACACCAUGGCCGACGGCGCCUGGGACUCUCCCGCGCUCGUGCUGGAGCUGGAGGACGCUGUGCGCGCCUUGCGGGACCGCAUCGACCGCAUCGAGCAGGAGCUCCCAGCCCGUGUGAACCUCUCAGCAGCCGCUGCACCAGCACCCGCCAUACCCACCGCCCUGCACUCCAAGAUGGACGAGCUGGAGGGGCAGCUGCUGGCCAAGGUGCUGGCGCUGGAGAAGGAGCGCACGGCCCUCAGCCACAGCAGCCACCAGCAGCACCAGGAGGUGGAGAAGGAGCUGGAUGCCCUGCAGGGCCGAGUGGCCGAGCUGGAACACGGGUCCUCGGCUUACAACCCCCCAGACGCCUUCAAGAUUGGCAUCCCCAUCCGAAACAACUACAUGUAUGCCCGUGUCCGGAAGGCGCUGCCCGAGCUCUACGCCUUCACCACCUGCAUGUGGCUGCGGUCCAGGUCAGGGGGCACGGGGCAGGGCACCCCCUUCUCCUACUCAGUGCCCGGGCAGGCCAACGAGAUUGUGCUGCUGGAGGCAGGCCACGAGCCCAUGGAGCUGCUGAUCAACGACAAGGUGGCCCAGCUGCCAAUGAGCCUGAAGGACAACAGCUGGCACCACAUCUGCAUCGCCUGGACCACAAGGGACGGCCUGUGGUCUGCCUACCAGGAUGGGGAGCUGCGGGGCUCCGGGGAGAAUCUGGCAGCCUGGCACCCCAUCAAGCCUCACGGCAUCCUUAUUCUGGGCCAGGAGCAGGAUACCCUGGGAGGCCGAUUUGAUGCCACCCAGGCCUUUGUUGGUGACAUUGCCCAGUUUAACCUGUGGGACCAUGUGCUGACACCUGCCCAGGUCCUGGGCAUUGCCAACUGUACUGCGCCACUGCUGGGCAGCGUCCUCCCCUGGGAAGACAAGCUGGUGGAGACCUUCGGGGGUGCCAAAAAGGCCCCCUUCGAUGUCUGCAAGGGGAGGGCCAAGGCAUGAGGGCCACCUCGUCCAGGGCCCCUCCCAUGCCUACCACUUCGGGGACCUUGAGGGGGCUGUUCCCCCCUCAGCCUCUCCAAGUACUGUGCUUUCCUCCUGCCCACUUCUGCCCAUGCCUCCCUCUUCCCCUCACCUGUACCCUCUCCUCCAGAAUGCCCUGUCCUGCGAUGGGUGUCCCCUCGGUCACCUGGGUGGGGACAAGUGCCUCACGUCCAGGGUGGAGCCUGGGGUGAGUCCUGGCUCUGGCCCUCCUGGCACUUCACAGGAGCAGUCUCCUCCCCACCCCACCUUGCCCGUCCAUCACUGAUUCCACUGAUCCCACAGCACCCCCCACGGGGUUGUUGUGGGGUGGCCCCCAUGCUGCAGGCCUGGGGCUGUCCCUUCCAGGACCACAGCAGGCUGUAGAAGGGGAUGACAGAGACCUGAGGCAUCAGACUCACCUCCUCCCCCUUCCUGCCGCUGCCCAUCUUGAAGCCUCCCCACCCUCACCCGCUUCCCCUCUUCUUUGUGUGCAGUGGUUUGAAUCUUGGUUUCUUGCCUGGUGCGGCCCUGUCUCAGUUUCCAGGACAUUCCCUUCCCAGCUCCAGCCUGGAGGGCUAGGGACCAAGAAUCCCCAAAGCCAAAGGGCUGGAGUAAUCCCUGUGCCCACUGCCAUGGUCACCCCUCCUGCCUCGUGCCCGGGACAGGUCCGGGACCCCUACAGCCUGAGCCAGGAGAAGCUGCAGGCAGACAUAGCAUCUCAGGCAGUACCGCUGCUGGCAGAGCCACAUUACCAAGCUGUGUGGCUCCUGUGAGUGCCUGCCCUACCAGAGCCUGGCUUUCCGCUCUGUGCUGCUCAUUUCCCAGAGCUCUGUAGAGCCAGCGUGAGAUGACGCACAAUCCUGGACAGGUGGAGCGGGCCAAGCCUAGAGACCCAGGGGCUGGCAGGGGUGGGUCCUGGGACUGGGCAGCAAGGAAGGUCAGGCUGGGCAUGGGUUAGGUCCGCAGCUGGCUCCAAAGUCAGGGGCAAGGGCAAGGUUCCAGGCCAAGCAGGCUCACACAUGGUCUAAAAAAAUCAGCUCUCUCUCCCCACCUGGCACUCCAGCCUAUCUGGGUUUGUCUCAAAGGGCUGCUUGGCUUUCUGGUUCCUAUCCUGAAAUCUUUACCAGCUCCCCAACAAGAGUAGAAUAUAAGAGCUGAGAAAAAACAUCCACUCUGACCUCUUGCUUUAUGACUGAUGGAGAAGAGCUCAGAGAGGGAAAGACUUGCAGAGUCACACAGCAAAGGGCCAGAAUUAGAACCCAGGGCUUCAGUGUUCUUCCUCCACUCCAUCCUCUGGAACACCUUUUGUGAAAAACCUGAAUACCUUGGUACCCCCAGGAGGCGAGAGGAGGAGGGCAUGGUCCCUGGCACUGUGGCAGAAGGGACAGUUGAGGAGGCAGGUGUCCCUCCCUUUGCCAGUCCCUCCCAGGUAUCUGGGCAGUGACGAGCUACCUGAGAAGUGGGCACCGGGGCCUCUUGGCACCCCUUCUGUCCCCUCCUUGACUCCCCACAGCCACUCAGAGAUGUGACGCAGGCUGUGGGGCCCAGGGCCAUGGACGAAUGUCCAGGAUGUGCUGCCUCCGGCCCCCAGACCUUUGUUUCCAUUUCGGGAGCACAGAUAGAUGGUUCAGCACCUCCCAUCCAACUCCCCCAGAAGUCAGAGCCAUGGCGGCUUCAGCCAGGACCUGCUGAGAUUGGGUUGCCCUGGUAACAGCCAAUGACAUCAGCUCAAGUGCUAGGUCAAGAAUCUUGUCACCAUAACAUACCCUAUUGCUGCAGUGAUGGCAGAAUUCAGCACUUAGAUUUUGGGGACACUGAGCUUGAAAAGCUUUGGCAGUUGUUUUGGAAGGAGCUUUCAUGGAGGCCUUGGGAGGAUGGGUCUUAGGAGGGGGAGACACAACCCGCUUGGUCCCUUGAGCCCACCCAGACUUGAGUCUCAUCACAAAUCCUUUAUGCUUUGUCACAGUGGUGAUGAGAUGUCUGACUCCGAGCCUCGUUCCCAUGCCUAGUCACCCUGGUCAGCCCUCAGGAGGGAAUGGAACCAGUGGGGAUGUCAGGCUGUGGGCUCCGGAUGUGGAUCCCUGGAGGAAGGCCUGACUCCCCAUUUCCACAGUCCCACCCCUCCCUCAGCUGUGGAUUGUUCUAGGAACAUUUACCGAGCACCUGCUGUUUGGAGCCAGGUUUUGGGAACUUAUGCUGUUCCCAGGGAGAUAGAGGGAAGACAGGGAAGGGAGAGCUGGGUUUGGCUCUCAGUUGUGUCCCUGAGCUGUGCCUGUCUCUACAGAAGUCAGAGGUCCCACUUGUUAGGCCCUUCAUAGCAGCUGAUGCUUCUCGGGACUACUGGUUUACCCCGGUGCAGCUAUGCAUUAGAACUUUUCUUGGCCCCAAGAUAACAGGGGAUGAAGCUGGGCCUCCCAGAGGUGAAGCCACCUGCCCAGCAUGAUCAGGCAGCCAGAGAGGGAGUGCAAGUGUCAUCAGAGCUGGUCAAGUGCUCAACCCCCACCCCAGCCCCAGGGGAUGAGUGCUUCCUAACCCUGCAGAGUGGGAUUUGGUGCAUUGCUCCUGACAUAUUUCAGGUGCAUUCAAAGUGACAGAGGGAACUUAGGUGCAGGAUGGGUGGGCUCCAGGGCCAGCGGCCCUUCGCAGUCAUAGGAGGAGUCUCCACCUCCCCGGAAAUGCAUCCCGUGUCCCACCUGCCCACGCGCUUGACCUCUGCCUCCUCUAAGGGGCUGCUGUGUCCAGGAGAGCUGAGGGAGGGGAUGUCUCCCAGUGUCCGAGGCAGGGGACAGGGGAGCUGCUGCUCCUCAGGCUUCUGCUUUGGGCCAAGCCCUGUGCCAGGUGCUUCAUAGCUGUUCUCUGCCAGAUUUUCCCACCUUUGUGGCGUGCGGUGCCCCCCCACCUCCAAGUUGUGCAUGGCAUGGGACCACAGACUAGGCAGGAAAUCUUCUCUUAGAGGAUACGGAAUCCCCCGCUUUACAGGCAGCCGAGGCCUGCAGAGGGUUUCUGAGGCCAUCCCACUGAAGCUUGGCAACCCUGAACUCAGCUUUCUGACCUUAUGUGACACAGUGACCCCCUCACUCAAGAAGCAGGUCCCUCCUAUGUGUCCCAGCACCCCUGGCCUGAGCAAACUGGCAAAGGGGCCCCCUCUGGAGGGACUGUCUGCCACCCCAGACCCCACCUCUCUCCCUGCCCCCUGCCCCUGCUGGUUGGGGAAGGGGCUCUCAUGGCCCAGGCUGAGCAGGCAGUGAGCAUGUCAAGUCGUCCAACACUGUGAAAUUAGUGCCCCCACCGCUCCCCCUGGCCACCCCACCCCCUUCCUCUUUUGUACAUAAAGUGACCUGAGAUGCAAUGUGUGUGUACGUGUGUAUGUGAGUGUGUGUGGCCUCUGUCAUGGUUUUUGUUACCUUUUUGUUUUUGUAAAUUUGAGUGUUCAAAAUAAACAUGCAGUUUA